Molecule: messenger RNA, 825 nt
Organism: Oreochromis niloticus (Nile tilapia)
Lineage: Eukaryota; Metazoa; Chordata; Actinopteri; Cichliformes; Cichlidae
Gene: glrx
Product: glutaredoxin (thioltransferase)
Exons: 3
Coding region: 98-418 (106 amino acids)
Cellular component (GO): mitochondrion
Molecular function (GO): glutathione disulfide oxidoreductase activity
Source: RefSeq, a predicted model, not a curated record
CUGCAUUGAAAAAAAAAAUCAGAAAAGGAAAAAAAAGAACGAGUUGGUGGGAACCCACAUAUCCCCAUCUCCUCGUCACUUUACCAGGAACCUUAAAAUGGCGCAGCAGUUUGUCCAGGCGAAAAUUAAGGGCGACAAAGUGGUGGUGUUUCUGAAACCCACCUGUCCUUACUGUACCAUGGCUCAAGAGGUUUUGCAGAAAUACAAGUUCAAGCCGGGACAUUAUGAGUGCGUUGAUAUAAGUAACCACAGCGAAAUGGACAGUGUGCAGGACUACUUCCUGGAACUUACUGGAGCCCGUACGGUCCCACGAGUAUUCAUCGGUGAGGAGUGCAUCGGUGGUGGCAGUGAUGUGGCGGCCCUCCAGAGGAGUGGCAAACUGGAGGGCAUGUUGAAAUCCAUUGGGGCCCUGCAGUGAUUCACCUGAAGAUCUCCAGAUGGUUUUGGCGUCCAGGUUUGGUCACAUGACAAGGCAGCGGGACUUGCGGAGUUUGCGGCGUCGCUGCUGGUACUCGCUGAGCUCUUGUAGGUAGCCUCUGGACGGCCAUCGUAGCCUCUCCACCUGCUCGCGCUCCUCAUCUGGACACAUAUAAACACAAUCACAUGUUAUACUAAUUUGUACUCUACUGGAUGUUUUUGUUCUUAAAAUGUUAGAGGAAGAUUUAUCAUACUUGACCAAUACUCAGACUCAUAUGUAAUAUGAACUUAUUGGGCUUCUGUUUUUUUAAUCUUGCUGUUGCCCUGUAAUAUCCGUCCAAUGGCCUUUAAGGAGCCUGAUAUGUGCAUGACCUAUGAUGACAAUAAAAAAGUGGGAUUGCUACACCA